UCUCCCUUGGGAUACAAUCUUUGAGAAUAUCCAACAAGUGUGAUUCCUCAUCUAGAUCCCUGCCAAAAAGAGAACGACGGCAGGCAAAAUUCCAGGACCAUGAUACAUUAGACCAUGCUCCCACAUGCUUUAGUAGACAAUCCUUGUUAUCAAAACUUGUAACACCGUCUGUCUGGCCCGAUUUUCUCUCCCAAUUCCUACCAAAAUUCAAAGGCGAAACCGGCCGACGUUGAUACCAAUUCCUACUCGCUCGAGAAAUUUAAUCUCUACGAGACGAGAGCGGAAAAUGAAGGAAUAGUGACGUGAAGAAGAGGGAAAUUGGAAAAUUUUAAUGCUUUCUGCAUAUCAGAGUGACUGGGGAAAGGAGUUCUAUACCUUCCUCCUUUGGCUCAGAUCAAUGGAAAGAUGCUUUUUGCAUCUAAGAGUGAGUGGGGAAACGAGUUCUAUACCUUCCUCUUUUCGCUCAGAGAGUUAUUUGCAAUUUUUUUAAGGAAAAAAGAAAUUGAUCCCGAGUUAGUGUUAAGACUUCUGUGUUCUGUUUGGUUGCCAAGAAAAUGUGACUGCUUUUUUUUUUUUAUCAAGUCAUCAAUUGCAUCAUUCAAUUGACCUUGAUUUUCACCCUUCUUUUUUUCCUCUUUUCUAGAAAUGGAGUUAAUAAAGUUAGAGGUUUACUUAAAUCCUAAAAUGGAGUUUGGCUUGGCUUGGCUUAAAUGAGACUGAUUUAUGUAUAAUUUUUGAAGCUACUGUUUUGUCUCUGUGAGAGUUGGAGUCAAGUACAAUUUUUGUUAGUGUUUUUAGUUUUCCGGCCGCAAAGCAGGAUGCUUUUAUACAUUCUUUAAGUCAUUGAUACUUUUAAGGUUUUGUUUUUGGGAUGAAGCUCUUCACUGGUUUCUUGGAGCAGAGGUUUUAUGUAAUUGGUAGUGAUAGAAACAAGAGAUUCUUCCGGAUUUUGAAGAUUGAUCGAUCAGAGCCAUCUGAUCUCAAUAUUAGUGAAGACCCAAUGGUUUAUUCACCACAGGAGAUGAAGAACUUGCUUCAAAUGAUUGCUGAAGGCAAUCAUGCCACAGGCGGCUUGACCUUUGUUGGAAAAGCUUAUGGGAUUGCAGUUUAAUGUUGGGUUGUUCUUGUUAUGGCACUUAAAGGAUGGAUCCUAUGGAGAUACUCCAAUUGGCUUUGGUCAUUGCAGGUUGCAUUAAGUUUUUGGAGUCAUACUACUUGAUCCUGGUCACAAAGAGGCAUCAAAUUGGAUGUAUAUGUGGUCAUGCAAUAUAUGGUAUUGAGGAAAGCCAGUUGAUUACUAUUCCACGUCUCUAUUCAAUCUGAUGUGGCACAUUCCAAAACUGAACUAAGGUACAAAAAGCUGCUAUCCAGUGUGGAUUUGACCAAAGAUUUCUUCUACAGUUAUACAUAUACCACAAUGCAAAGUUUGCAAAGAAUGUAUUGCCCACGGGAGAAGAAGGGAUGCCAUAUGAUAAUAUAUUUGUCUAGAAUUCCUAUUUAACUCAAGCUAUUCGAUUGAAAUGCAACAAUACUUUUUGGACAAUGUUAGUUCAUGGGCAUCUUAAACAGGUAUUCAUCUCCAUUCUGCUUUGUGAUGACAGUCUAGGCUGUCAAAUUUUGGGAGAGAUUUCAGUGUUUCUCUAGUUUCAAGCUGUUCUUGGCAUUUUGCGGGAACAUGUUACUUGAGAAGGGGAGUUAAUGGUAUUGAAUGACGUUGAAACUGAACAAAUUGUCCUAGAAGAAGAGGCUGGUUCAUGUAAGGGAAAAAUGAGUUCCAUUGUUCAGAUGCAUGGGUUGAUUCCUCUUUUCUGGUCACAAGAGGCUUUGAGAUUUAGUCCUAAACAUGAUAUAAUCUUGCAGAGGUAUUAUCCAACAUAUGAGGCAACCAAAUUGCAUUUUGAAGACCUGGCAAUGAGAUAUGGCAAUCCAAUAAUUUUGCUUAAUGUGAUUAAGAAUGUUAGCAAAGGCCUAGAGAUAUGAUGUUGAGGCGUGAGUUUGCAAAUGCAAUUGGGCAUUUGAACACAGUUCUCUCUGAAGAAGAUCAUCUUAAAUUUAUUCACGGGGACUUUCACAAGUUUGAAAAGAGUUUUGUUUUCUUCUUAUGCAUUUGAAUGCCCCUGUUUCUCCUUCCUCCCUAUCUACUUUCCUACUUAUCUCUUGAAACUGGAAUUUAUUAUUUUCUUCUUUCUUGAUCUCACAGCAAGUCUGCCAAUGUUUUGGCUGUUUUGGGUGCUGUGGCUAGUGAAGCUCUUGAUUUGACUGGUUUUUACUAUAGUGGGAAACUUAACAAUGUUAAGAAGAGAACCAACAAACCCAGCCAAACAAGUACUGGCAGGUAUCAUAGAGUACUAA
This is a messenger RNA of Rubroshorea leprosula, 2352 nucleotides long. The record is from the annotation of a GenBank genome assembly. NCBI's taxonomy places the organism in Eukaryota, Viridiplantae, Streptophyta, Magnoliopsida, Malvales, Dipterocarpaceae.